This is a messenger RNA of Arvicola amphibius (Eurasian water vole), 5870 nucleotides long. It is a transcript of the gene Myo5b, whose product is annotated as myosin VB. The record is from RefSeq and is a predicted model, not a curated record. NCBI's taxonomy places the organism in Eukaryota, Metazoa, Chordata, Mammalia, Rodentia, Cricetidae. The transcript is spliced from 39 exons. Gene Ontology annotation, molecular function: actin filament binding; ATP binding; microfilament motor activity. The coding region runs from base 11 to 5524 and encodes 1837 amino acids. Gene Ontology annotation, cellular component: actin cytoskeleton; vesicle; myosin complex. Gene Ontology annotation, biological process: vesicle transport along actin filament; actin filament organization.
UCCAGCGCCCAUGUGGGACGGGUCCCAGCCACCUGUAAUUCCAGCUCCAGGGGAUCUGCCACCCUCGUCUGGCCUCCUCCAGUACUGCAUGCAGUACACAAGGGUCUGGAUCCCUGACCCAGAUGAAGUGUGGCGUUCGGCUGAGCUAACCAAGGACUACAAGGAGGGGGAUAAGAGCCUGCAGCUCAGACUGGAAGAUGACACAAUUCUGGAAUACCCAAUCGAUGUCCAGAAAAACCAGGUGCCGUUCUUACGGAAUCCAGAUAUCUUAGUUGGGGAAAAUGACCUGACUGCCCUCAGUCAUCUCCAUGAGCCUGCCGUUCUGCAUAACUUAAAGGUCCGUUUCCUGGAGUCCAACCACAUCUACACUUAUUGUGGUAUCGUGCUUGUGGCCAUCAAUCCAUAUGAGCAGCUGCCAAUCUAUGGACAAGAUGUCAUCUAUGCCUACAGUGGCCAAAAUAUGGGUGACAUGGACCCCCACAUCUUUGCUGUGGCAGAAGAAGCCUACAAGCAGAUGGCCAGAGAUGAAAAGAACCAAUCCAUCAUAGUCAGCGGAGAGUCUGGAGCAGGGAAGACGGUGUCAGCCAAGUAUGCCAUGCGCUAUUUUGCCACGGUUGGUGGCUCAGCCAGUGAUACCAACAUUGAAGAGAAGGUCCUGGCAUCCAGUCCCAUCAUGGAGGCUAUCGGGAAUGCCAAGACCACUCGCAACGACAAUAGCAGCCGCUUUGGGAAGUUCAUUGAGAUUGGCUUUGAUAAAAAAUACCACAUCAUUGGGGCCAACAUGAGGACCUACUUGCUGGAGAAGUCUAGGGUGGUCUUUCAGGCAGAAGAUGAGAGGAACUACCACAUCUUUUACCAGCUCUGCGCUGCUGCCAGCCUUCCUGAAUUUAAAGAACUCUCUCUAACAUGUGCAGAGGACUUUCUCUAUACAUCCCACGGAGGAAGCACGACCAUCGAGGGUGUCGAUGACGCAGAGGACUUUGAGAAGACACGGCAAGCCCUCACGCUCCUUGGAGUGCGGGAGUCCCAUCAAAUAAGCAUCUUUAAGAUAAUUGCUUCCAUCUUGCAUCUUGGAAGUGUGGAGAUUCAGUCAGAGCGUGAUGGGGAUUCCUGCAGCAUACCACCGCAGGAUGAACACUUGAGCAACUUCUGCCGCCUUCUGGGAGUAGAGCACAGUCAGAUGGAGCACUGGCUGUGCCAUCGCAAGUUGGUCACCACCUCGGAGACCUACGUCAAGACCAUGAGCCUGCAGCAGGUGGUCAACGCACGCAACGCUCUGGCUAAGCACAUCUAUGCCCAGCUGUUCUCCUGGAUUGUGGAGCACAUCAACAAGGCCCUGCACUCCUCCCUGAAGCAGCACUCCUUCAUCGGGGUCCUGGAUAUCUACGGGUUUGAGACCUUCGAGAUUAACAGCUUCGAGCAGUUUUGUAUCAACUAUGCCAAUGAAAAGCUCCAGCAACAGUUCAAUUCGCAUGUGUUCAAGCUGGAGCAAGAAGAAUACAUGAAGGAGCAGAUCCCGUGGACCUUGAUUGAUUUUUAUGAUAACCAACCUUGUAUCGACCUCAUAGAAGCAAAGCUGGGUAUCCUGGACCUGUUGGACGAAGAGUGUAAGGUCCCCAAAGGAACUGAUCAGAACUGGGCCCAGAAGCUCUAUGAACGGCACUCCAGCAGCCAGCACUUCCAGAAACCACGCAUGUCCAACACAGCCUUCAUUGUCGUCCACUUCGCAGACAAGGUGGAGUACCUUUCCGAUGGCUUUCUGGAGAAAAAUAGGGAUACGGUCUAUGAAGAACAGAUCAACAUCCUGAAAGCCAGCAAGUUCCCACUAGUGGCUGACUUGUUCCAUGAUGACAAGGACUCUGUUCCUGCCACCAGCACAGCUAAGAAUCGAUCAACUUCAAAGAUCAACAUUCGCUCCUCCAGACCCCCCAUGAAGGUCUCCAACAAGGAGCAUAAGAAAUCUGUGGGCUACCAGUUCCGCACUUCCCUAAAUCUCCUAAUGGAGACCCUGAAUGCCACAACGCCACACUACGUGCGAUGCAUCAAGCCCAAUGAUGAAAAGCUUCCCUUCCACUUCGACCCAAAGAGAGCCGUGCAGCAGCUCAGAGCCUGCGGAGUGUUGGAAACCAUUCGGAUCAGCGCAGCAGGCUACCCGUCCAGGUGGACCUACCAUGACUUCUUCAACCGCUAUCGGGUGUUGAUGAAGAAGAGAGAGCUUGCCAACACCGACAAGAAGAGCAUCUGCAAGUCUGUGCUGGAGAGUCUCAUCAAGGAUCCAGACAAGUUCCAGUUUGGCCGCACCAAGAUCUUCUUCCGGGCAGGCCAGGUGGCCUACUUGGAGAAGCUGCGGGCAGACAAGUUCCGGGAAGCCACUAUCAUGAUCCAGAAGACAGUCAGGGGCUGGCUGCAGAAGCUGAAAUAUCGUAGGCUGAAGGCAGCUACCUUAACCCUGCAGAGGUUCUACAGAGGACACCUGGCUCGCAGGCUGGCUGAGCACCUGCGGAGAACCCGUGCAGCCAUAGUGUUCCAGAAGCAGUACCGGAUGCAGAGGGCCCGCCAGGCCUACCAGAGAGUCUGCAGGGCUGCGGUCAUCAUCCAGUCUUUCACGCGAGCCAUGUUUGUGCGAAGAAACUACUGCCAGGUCCUCAAGGAGCAUAAAGCCACCAUCAUCCAGAAGUAUGCACGGGGCUGGAUGGCACGUAGACAUUUCCAGAGGCAGCGGGAUGCAGCCAUUGUCAUCCAGUGUGCCUUCCGGAGGCUCAAGGCCAAGCAGGAGCUGAAGGCCCUCAAGAUUGAGGCCCGCUCUGCAGAGCAUCUGAAACGUCUCAAUGUGGGCAUGGAGAACAAAGUCGUCCAGCUACAGCGGAAGAUUGAUGACCAGAACAAAGAGUUCAAGACUCUGUCGGAGCAGUUGUCGGUGGUCACCUCCACACAUGCCAUGGAGGUGGAGAAGCUGAAGAGGGAGCUGGCACAUUACCAGCAGAACCAGGAGGCCGAUACCAGCCUGCAGCUGCAGGAGGAGGUGCAGAGCCUGCGCACUGAACUACAGAGGGCUCAGUCAGAGCGGAAGGUCCUAGAAGAUGCCCACAGCAGGGAGAAUAACGAGCUGAGAAAGCGAGUUGCAGAUCUGGAACAUGAAAAUGCUCUCUUGAAGGAUGAGAAGGAACACCUCAAUAACCAAAUCCUACGCCAAUCCAAAGCUGAAUUUUCCCAGAGCUCUGUGGAGGAGAGCCUCCUGAUGAAGAAGGAGCUGGAGGAGGAGAGGUCCAGGUACCAGAACCUCGUGAAGGAAUACUCUCGGCUGGAGCAGAGAUAUGAGAACCUGCGAGACGAGCAAACUCCGGGCCACAGGAAGAACCCCUCAAAUCAAAGUAGUUUAGAAUCGGACUCCAAUUACCCCUCCAUUUCCACUUCUGAGAUUGGAGACACCGAGGAUGCCCUUCAGCAAGUGGAGGAGAUUGGUGUAGAGAAGGCAGCGAUGGACAUGAGCGUCUUCCUGAAGCUUCAGAAGAGAGUGCGGGAACUGGAGCAGGAGAGGAAGAAGCUUCAGCUGCAGCUAGAAAAGGAGCAACAGGACAGCAAGAAAGUGCAGAUGGAACAGCAGAACAAUGGCAUAGAUGUGGACCACGAUGCGGAUCUGGCUUACAACAGUCUGAAGAGACAAGAGCUUGAGUCAGAGAAUAAGAAACUGAAGAACGACCUGAAUGAGCUGAGGAAAGCUGUCGCUGACCAAGCCAUGCAGGACAACUCCACCCAUAGCUCUCCGGACAGCUACAGCCUCCUGUUGAACCAGCUCAAGCUGGCCAAUGAGGAGCUGGAGGUCCGCAAAGAGGAGGUGCUGAUCCUCAGGACCCAGAUCAUGAACGCUGACCAGCGCCGAUUGGCUGGCAAGAACAUGGAGCCAAACAUCAAUGCCAGAACAAGCUGGCCCAACAGUGAAAAGCAUGUGGACCAGGAAGAUGCCAUUGAGGCCUAUCAUGGGGUCUGCCAGACAAACAGGUUGCUGGAGGCACAGCUGCAGGCCCAGAGCCUGGAGCACGAGGAGGAAGUGGAACGUCUCAAGACCCAGGUGGAAACCCUGAAGGAGGAGAUGGACAAGCAGCAGCAGACCUUCUGCCAGACCCUGCUGCUCUCCCCAGAGGCCCAGGUGGAAUUCGGCGUCCAGCAGGAGAUAUCUCGGCUCACCAAUGAGAACCUGGAUUUUAAAGAAUUGAUAGAAAAACUGGAAAAGAAUGAGAGGAAGCUGAAAAAGCAGCUGAAGAUUUACAUGAAGAAGGUCCAGGACUUAGAAGCUGCCCAGGCAUUGGCACAGAGUGACAGGAGGCACCAUGAACUCACAAGACAGGUCACGGUCCAGCGAAAGGAGAAAGACUUCCAAGGCAUGCUGGAGUACCACAAAGAGGACGAGGCUCUCCUCAUCCGGAACCUGGUGACAGACCUGAAGCCCCAUAUGCUGUCGGGCACCGUGCCCUGUCUGCCUGCAUAUAUCCUCUACAUGUGUGUUAGGCAUGCGGAUUACACCAACGAUGACCUCAAGGUACACUCGCUGCUGAGCUCCACCAUCAAUGGCAUUAAGAAAGUCCUCAAGAAGCACAAUGAUAACUUUGAGAUGACAUCCUUCUGGUUAUCCAACGCCUGCCGCUUCCUUCACUGUCUGAAGCAGUACAGUGGGGACGAGGGCUUCAUGACACAGAACACCCCGAAGCAGAAUGAGCACUGCCUCAAGAACUUUGACCUCACUGAAUAUCGGCAGGUGCUAAGCGAUCUUUCCAUUCAGAUCUAUCAGCAGCUCAUUAAAAUUGCCGAGGGCUUGUUACAACCGAUGAUAGUUUCUGCCAUGUUGGAAAACGAGAGUAUCCAGGGGCUAUCUGGUGUGAGGCCAACCGGUUACCGGAAGCGCUCCUCCAGCAUGGUAGAUGGAGAGAACUCCUACUGCCUGGAGGCCAUCAUCCGCCAGAUGAAUUCAUUUCAUGCUGUCAUGUGUGACCAGGGCUUGGACCCUGAGAUUAUCCUUCAGGUCUUCAAGCAGCUCUUCUACGUGAUCAACGCCGUGACCCUUAACAACCUGCUCCUGCGGAAAGAUGCCUGCUCUUGGAGCACAGGCAUGCAGCUCAGGUAUAACAUAAGUCAACUUGAAGAGUGGCUUCGAGGGAAAAACCUUCACCAGAGCGGAGCAGUGCAGAUCAUGGAGCCUUUGAUCCAGGCGGCCCAGCUCCUCCAGCUGAAGAAGAAAACCCAGGAGGAUGCUGAAGCCAUCUGCUCUCUGUGUACCUCCCUCAGCACCCAGCAGAUUGUCAAAAUUUUAAACCUUUACACUCCCUUGAAUGAAUUUGAAGAGCGGGUGACAGUGUCCUUUAUACGAACAAUCCAGGCCCAACUACAAGAGAGGAAUGACCCUCAGCAGCUCCUGCUGGACUCCAAACACAUGUUUCCUGUUCUCUUUCCAUUUAAUCCAUCUUCUCUGACCAUGGACUCAAUCCACAUCCCAGCAUGCCUCAACCUGGAGUUUCUCAAUGAAGUCUGAGGAUGCGUGCUUCCAAGGCAAACAAGGAAGCACAUGCAAUCAGCUGAGAGAAUUCUAGAUCAAUAUGCCCAAAGUAGAUCAAACCAGAGGUAGAGAACCCGUGGAGAGUACCGAACUAAACGAAGUGACGCACACUGUCAUUAGUUUUUGUAUAUGCUGCUCGGAAUAAAACACUUGAAUGUGGAAGACUGUUAGAGUCUGACUUCAGUUCAAACAAAGGCAUGUCCAAAUGAACAGCGCCACGUAGCUCCAGUUGUCAGCUCCAGAGUAGAAGUGCCUAGCUGCGAUCUUUGUGUGUAACUGGAGAAUGUCCACAUUAAGAUAAUAUUAAAAAUAAUGACGUAAA